Molecule: messenger RNA, 1137 nt
Organism: Klebsormidium nitens
Lineage: Eukaryota; Viridiplantae; Streptophyta; Klebsormidiophyceae; Klebsormidiales; Klebsormidiaceae
Source: the annotation of a GenBank genome assembly
UAUUAGUCCUAUCGCGGCCGCCCUUCUUGCGCGGCGCGCCACUAUCAUGAUUCAUGUAUCAUGAAGCUCUAGAGAGAGUUUCGCUAGCGUAGAAUCAAGCUUCCAAGUUCCUAUUCAUGCAGAUCUUAAUAGUAUUCUACAAUGUGCGCUGGCUAGUGGUGUUUGUUGGUAUUCAGAGGAGGCUCUCCUGACAAGAGUGGGACUUCCAAUGGUCAAGCUUGAUCGCUUUUGACUACUGGGUGUUGCAAGGUUUACAAGAUGGCGCGCGCCGAAGCCGCCAGCCCAGGCACGUCCAUGUUCUCGUCGCUGGUGCUGUUUCUGCUCACGCUGACGGCGCAGCAGGUGUUCAAGGCGCAGCUCGCGUCCUCCGAACUGCUGACCAUUGUUGGGGGACUCGUCAGCUCCUUCCUUUUCCUUUUUGCGCUUACGUUUGCCGGUAACUUCGAGGAGACAGCCAAGGGGAGGGCGGGCUGGCCCCACGUGAUUGUUUCCCUGCUAAUUGCGGAGGCUGCGGCUCUCAGUGUCCACAGAGUCUCGGCAACCACGUGUUUGCUCUUCUCUCUGGGCAUCCUGUACGAGGUCAACAAAAUAUCGGCGGAGGUGCACGAGACGGCGCACUCGGGGGGGGCAGAAGAGACGCACUUGAGCCGGCAGAGUAAACGAAGAUGAAGAAACAUGAAAAAGGGGGCCGUAGGGGCGGAAGUGUUCGACGGGCCUGAAUGAAACUGCAGGUCAGAAGCAUUGCGGAAGCAAGGGUCCGAGAUUACGAGCCGUCGCACCACUAAAAUUUCCUCGACUCGAGAUGUGCGGUCGACUUCGCUUGUGCCAUCUGCCAUCAUUUGUAGUGGAAAGGCCAUACUGGCAGAAGCGUUCUUGACGAUUGACUUAUGUUGAAGUGGGCGGGUCAGCAGAUGUGCCGACAAGAGAUCCAGUUCUGUGACGGCCGGGCUUUGGGCAAGUGGGGCAACAACAGGAUGAGAGACGAAUGAGCUUGGGCCUUUGAAUUCCUUUGCUUCAAGAAGACACAUCCAUGCCGUGAUUGUUGAUUUUUGAUUAUGGUAAACUUUGAAGCACGGAUGAAAUCCUCAGAUGCAAUCCACUCCCCUCUGUUGCCAGACAAUUAUUGCUCUACAGCGG